GAGCACAUCUAGUUUCAGACUGGAACAUUUUACAAACUCUUAUAUAGUCAAACUCUCUACAGACUGAGAGGAAAAACAAAGAAGUGACAUCACAGUUACGUUGCAGUACACAACUCCACUGGUCAUUAGUUUAGUAUCAGAAACAUGUUUUCUGUUCUUUUGUUUCUGUUACAUUGACAGCAGCUGUUGUAACAAAGACACUCAACACUUCACACACACUUCCUGAGUGGUUUUCUGUCAGCAGUUUAAAAGUGGAAGUGGACAUGAUGUUGCUUUCUACUCACGCCACACAAAAUGACACCCAGUCACAGAGACAAGGACAGUGCUGGAGUGUCGUAUAACUAAUAUUUUAGUAUUUAUUAUUUUCUGAAGUUUCUGAGUCUGGAUUUAGAAUGAAGAUCCUCCUCAUCUUCAUCUUCUUCCUGACAGCAGAUGGUACUGAUGCUGUAACUAUAGUAACUGGAUACAGAGGAGGAUCAGUUCAGAUUAAAUGUUACUAUGAAUCUGGAUAUGAAGAUAACACCAAAUAUCUCUGCAGAGGUGAAUGUUCCUAUGUGGGGAAUAAAGACAUUCCUGUUAAAUCUGGAUCUCCUGCUGAAGACCCCAGAGUUUCUCUGUAUGAUAACAAAACAGCCCGAGUCUUCACCGUCAACAUCACUGAUCUGAGACCUGAGGAUGGAGGCACUUACUGGUGUGCGAUAGAGCGGACAUUGAAAGAUAUUUACACAGAGAUUCUACUGCAGGUUAAAACAGGGGAGUGUUACACAGAGAAUAAAUAAAUCUCACACAUUAUUUCACUGAUUAUUAAAUAUUGUUAUUGAGGCAGAUUAUGUGCAGUUUGUCCCAAAAAUCUCCAUACAGAGAGGAAACUAACACUUUAGUAUUAUUUAUUCAAAAGUCUUUUACACACACACUCACACACACACAUACACACACACACACACACACACAGACACAACACACACAAAUACACGCACACACACACACAUGCACACUCACACACACACUCACACACACACACACUCUCUCUCACACACUCACGUGCACACACUCACACAUACACACACACACACUCACACUCACGUGCACACACUCACACACACUCACACACACUUACUUUUGCACUCCUGCACACACACUCACGCACACACACUCACACACACACUCACACACGCACACACACACUGACAUACUCACACACGCUCAAACACACACACACACACACACACACACACACGUUCAUUAUGGUAGAGAGUUGAAUCUGUGUGAAAUGACAAUGUUUUGUAAAUGAAGUUAAAUGUAUUAAAAGUCUUCAUUUCCUCUUGUGGAGACUUUUGUGAUGUUCUGUACAAUAGACCUGAUUUAAUAAGAGUGUAAACUCCGAGUGAUAAAUGGACUGUUUCCUUUC
Molecule: messenger RNA, 1408 nt
Organism: Tachysurus vachellii
Lineage: Eukaryota; Metazoa; Chordata; Actinopteri; Siluriformes; Bagridae
Product: CMRF35-like molecule 1
Exons: 2
Coding region: 393-779 (128 amino acids)
Source: RefSeq, a predicted model, not a curated record